Molecule: messenger RNA, 953 nt
Organism: Rhodofomes roseus
Lineage: Eukaryota; Fungi; Basidiomycota; Agaricomycetes; Polyporales; Fomitopsidaceae
Product: 60S ribosomal protein L18
Exons: 5
Coding region: 85-645 (186 amino acids)
Biological process (GO): translation
Cellular component (GO): cytosolic large ribosomal subunit; ribosome
Molecular function (GO): structural constituent of ribosome; RNA binding
Source: RefSeq, a predicted model, not a curated record
GUUCUUCAGCCACAGCAGCCACGCGUGAUCGUCCGUUGGUAACUUACAGUCCGCCCAGCAAGCCGCCGCAAGAGCAACCGCAAGAUGGGUAUUGACAUCACCAAGCACCACGUCAAGAAGGGCCAGCGCACUGCGCCCAAGAGUGAGGAUCCCUACCUUCUCUUGCUGGUCAAGCUGUACCGUUUCCUCGCUCGGCGGACGGACUCGAACUUCAACAAGGUCAUCCUCCACCGCCUGUUCCUCUCCAAGACCAACCACCCGCCCAUCUCGCUCUCCCGUAUCGUGAAGGAGACAUCGGCUGCUUCUGACCGCGAUUCGAAGGUCAUCGUGACUGUCGGCACUGUCACUGACGAUGUUCGCCUCCUGGAGGUGCCGAAGUUGACCGUGGCCGCUCUUCGUUUCACCGCUGCCGCCAAAGAUCGCAUCCUCAAAGCUGGUGGCGAGGUCCUCACCCUCGACCAGCUCGCGAUGCGCGCCCCUACUGGCUCGAACACAAUCCUGCUCCGCGGCAAGCGCAACUCGCGCGAGGCCGUCAAGCACUUCGGUAUGGGCCCGCACAAGCACAAGAAGCCCUUCACCAUAUCCAAGGGUCGCAAAUUCGAGCGUGGCCGUGGUCGCCGAAAGUCGCGUGGCUUCAAGGUAUAAGCCACCCUCUGAAAAUCGGCGUGCAGUCGAUGGGUGUCUGGGUGCGGUUCGCGUGCGCCAGUACAGUUGGAUGGCCAGGGAUAUGUACCUCUAUAUGCAUGUCAUGCAAAAGGGUGACGCUACUCUACGACUUCUAUGUUUAUCUCCUAUCCCGAUGCAAUGCUGUAUGGCCAUCAUCUCUCACAGGAUACGUGCCGUGCCGGCCGUACUGAAGAUGACCUGUACACCAAGACUGCCAUUUUUGAUCUGCAGAUACUUGUGCGUCCAUGCUCGGUCCUGAGAGUUUCCCAUCAUCGUUAGUUCCGCCA